This is a messenger RNA of Malaya genurostris, 658 nucleotides long. RefSeq lists its product as uncharacterized. The record is from RefSeq and is a predicted model, not a curated record. The transcript has a single exon. Lineage: Eukaryota; Metazoa; Arthropoda; Insecta; Diptera; Culicidae. Bases 1 to 636 code for a protein of 211 amino acids.
AUGAUGGACAGACGUGCGGCACAAACAAUAAUGGAUCAAAGCGCGGGCGAGCUACUAGAGCGUAAAAUAAGUGAGUGCAUUGCCUCUAAGGAUUGGAGAAAAGUAAUUAACAUUGGACAGGCAUCAUCGUUUGAAGAGCGCGUGAAAUAUCUUUGGGUUUGGCCAUUGGAAAAGGAUCUUGAGAAGAUACAUGCUUGCUUUAGUCGGUUCGACAUAAACAGGUUACUCAGUAUCGGCUGUGGAACGGGUUUACUAGAGUGGCUGAUCCAUAGUGCAACUGGUAUCCACAUAUCAGGCGUCGAAUUAGAUGAACGCUGGUGGAGGUCGAAGUAUGCAACGAAAACUUACAUUCCUUUGGUAUUUGCGGAAACUCAGUGCAACGUGAUUCAAGGCCAACCCCUUUGGGAUUCGAUAAUGUUCUGCUAUUUCAAUAAUGGCCCAGCAUUCUGUGAAUAUAUGGAUAACUUCAAUGGUAAAUAUGUGAUCAUUGUUGGACCUAGAGAUGGUCAAGGAAUUCAUACCGAUCCGUUACCUUCCCGGGUAAAUUUUCCACACGGUCAGUAUUGGGAACGCUGUUGUGAAAUGCAGAUAGGAAGUGAAAAUUUGAACUGCAUUGUUAUAUACAGAAGACAAUGAAAUAAAAUAAGUUUUUAAUGUU